UGGAGAUGGAGCUGCAGCUGUUGGCGGAGCGGGAGGAGGAGGCGUCUCGUCAGGCCGUCCUGGAGCAGGAGAGGAGGGACAGGGAGCUGGCGCUGAGGAUCGCCCAGAGCGAGUCGGAGCUCAUCCCAGAGGAGGCGGCCAUCGACUCGGGCCUGCGCAGCAACGGCUCUUCACUUCCAUCGUCCCCAGAGAGAGCAGCCUCUGCCGGAACCCCAAAGCUGACGAGCAUGAGCAUGGAAGAAAUGGCCAAAGAAAUGUCUGAACUUCUGGCUCGAGGUCCACAGGUCCAGGCGUCCAAGGCGGCUGCCGGCACCAAGAAGUACGAACUGAGCAAGUGGAAGUACGCUGAGCUGCGGGACUCCAUCAAUACCUCGUGUG
Molecule: messenger RNA, 378 nt
Organism: Paralichthys olivaceus (Japanese flounder)
Lineage: Eukaryota; Metazoa; Chordata; Actinopteri; Pleuronectiformes; Paralichthyidae
Source: RefSeq, a predicted model, not a curated record